Portunus trituberculatus (swimming crab) is the source of this 639-nucleotide messenger RNA. Its product is annotated as nuclear hormone receptor family member nhr-18-like. The coding region runs from base 1 to 639 and encodes 212 amino acids. The transcript has a single exon. Gene Ontology annotation, molecular function: sequence-specific DNA binding; DNA-binding transcription factor activity; zinc ion binding. NCBI's taxonomy places the organism in Eukaryota, Metazoa, Arthropoda, Malacostraca, Decapoda, Portunidae. Gene Ontology annotation, biological process: regulation of DNA-templated transcription. The record is from RefSeq and is a predicted model, not a curated record.
AUGGCUUCCGGACACUCCCCUUCAGUAGCACUACCCACCCCCGCCCACCGCCGAUGCUUAGUGUGUUUGGAUCCUAUUUCUACGCACACCCGCGAUGGAGUCACGGCGUGCCGGGCCUGCAGGGCUUUCUUCAGAAGGCAAAGUCUCCGCCCCAGUCAAGGAGCUGCUUGUCCCCGCCAAGGCGACUGCCAACAAGUUCGCCGUGGACCUGCAGCUUGCGCACCUUGCCGCCUACGCCGCUGCCUUGACGCUGGGCUCUCCGCCGACCCAAUGUCAAGCAGUCAGGAGACUUCCGAGGAAGACAGGUUCCUCUGCCACUCGUGCAAUCAAGUCAACCGCCUCAAAGGAAUCCUGAGAUGCUCCCAAUGCGGCCGCGUCCAUCACCUCUCCUGUGCCAACAUCACACAAGACCAGGCUGCCGUAAUCACAGUUUGGCACUGCCACAACUGCCUUCGGUCCUCCCUUCUGCAAGACGCGGUCCAUGAUGCAGUCCCUGCCAACGAGACUCCACCCACUGACAUGGCCGCCGCAUUGGCCGCCCUCAGAGCGCGAACCAGGCUUCUGCAACACGUCCCCCGCCGUCACCGCCACCGCGUUGCUUCGGAUCUCGCCAGUGUCAUUACAGCCGCCCUUGAGUAG